This is a messenger RNA of Nylanderia fulva, 2434 nucleotides long. Its product is annotated as nuclear RNA export factor 1. Gene Ontology annotation, cellular component: cytoplasm; nucleus. Gene Ontology annotation, biological process: poly(A)+ mRNA export from nucleus. The record is from RefSeq and is a predicted model, not a curated record. Gene Ontology annotation, molecular function: protein binding; RNA binding. Lineage: Eukaryota; Metazoa; Arthropoda; Insecta; Hymenoptera; Formicidae.
GGGAAGAACACCAUUUUGUCAUUCGAUACAGUACGAUCUAUGCGAGUAGUUGACAAGAGGAAAAAUGCCGAGAAAAGCGAAUAAAUCUUGGGGUGGCCGCAACGGACGCGGGAAUAAUUCUUCCGAGGACAAGCAUUAUUUCGGUCAUGAUGAUCGUAUGGGAAGAAAUAAUGGACCUCAUCUUGAAGGAACCAGGCCUCGUGUAUCAUUUAAAACACUUAGGCCCCAUAGAGAACUGUCACGUAAUUUAGCGCUGGCAAGCGUAGAUGAAGAUAUUCCAAUGACAGGCAACUGUAAUAAUAAUAAUAGACAAACGAGACAAGUGUAUGUGACCAACAUCUCAAGAAGGAAAGAAAUGAAAGGAUGGCCAAGAAUAACUCGAGGAAGAAAUAGCCCUCUACCGAACAGAAACUUCAAGGGAGGUCAAUCUGGUUCUAGAAUACAGCAAACACUUACAAUAGGAGAAUCUAAUUGGUAUAGAAUCAGUAUACCGUAUGGACAUAAAUACGAAAAGGAUUACAUUUUGAGAACCCUACUAAAUUUCAUGGCACCUGAAGUGUUCAUUCCAAUAAUGUAUAAGAUUAUGGCAAACGAAGCUAGCUUUUAUGUCGAUGAUUUCAAGACAGCAAAUGCAUUACUAAAGUGUGAUCGCAAAAUCACGAUGACAGAUGGAUUUAAACUACAAGUGAGAGCAAAACCAGGAUUUCCACAAUGCGAAAUUGAUGAUAAAUUGAAGGAACGAUUGAAACAAGCUAUGUCUAAAAGAUAUGUGCAAGAAACAAACGCUUUGGAUUUGUCGAAGUUUCAUCGAGAUCCUGAUCUUAUUGGUGAUUAUUUUUGUGCAUUGUUCCGCCCUGCAAUGUUAAUGACUGUGUUAGAUAUCGUGGGAGAGCAUAUACCAACUUUACAAGCCUUAAACUUAGAAGGCAAUAAGCUGCAGAGUAUUGACAAGCUCAAUGUACUAAGUAAAAAAUUUCCAAACUUGAAAAUUUUAUACGUCAGUGAUAACAAAAUCAAGGAUAUCCAUCAGUUAGAUGCCAUUAAAGACCUAAAAUUAGAAGAAUUGAAAUUGAUUGGAAACCCUGUCUGUAACAAGUACAAGUCUCGACAAAAUGACUACAUUAGCGACGUUCGGAAACGAUUCCCGAGAUUGCUGCGUCUGGACGACACAGAAUUACCACGACCGAUCGUAUUCGAUGUUGUUGACGAGGCCGCUAAAGUACCAUCAUCGCAGAGAAUGUUCAUUGCUGAUACGAAAGCCCAGCAAAUUGCAAGCCAGUUUUUGCAACAGUAUUUCACAAUAUUUGAUAGUGACAACCGUCAACCUCUACUUGACGCGUAUGAUGAACACGCGUGCUUUAGUAUGACAAUAACCACUUCUCACAAUAACAAGUUAAAUGGAUAUCUCAUGGAGAACCGAAACUUGUUCAGAAUAUAUGACACGGCCAGAAGACAGAAACUAUUGAAACAUGGUAGAUUACCUGUAGUUUCUUUCAUAUCAGAAAUGCCGCGAACAAGACAUUUCUUAGAUACCUUUACCAUGGACAUCUCUCUUGUUACACAAGUUAUGAUGUUCAUCACGAUAACGGGUUAUUUCCAAGAACUUAACAAGGAACAGCCCAUUCGCCACUUCAAUCGAACAUUUAUAAUUGUUCCGGAAGGUGGCGGAUAUUGUAUUCGUAACGAGCAGUUACAUAUUAGUCAACCGCCUGAGGCGCAACUGAAACAAUUGAACCAGCUACUAAACAGUACUCCGAUGCUGAAUAAUCAAUCGGAGACACCAGCAAUAUUGCCACAAACAUCAACGGAGCCAGCAAAGCCUAUACUUUCGGAACUGAGCGAAGAUGUAAAACAGCAGAUGACAAUGACAUUGAGUCAGCAAACGAAUAUGAAUUUAGAAUGGAGUCUCAAGUGUUUACAAGAGACGCAAUGGAACUACAAUAAUGCACUCUCUGCAUUUCAAGAAUUCUUCAAACGUAGUCAAAUACCACCAGAAGCUUUUACAAAAUAACAUUCGUGAGUAAAAAAAUUGGUCACACUGUGAUAAUAAUAUUAAAAAACAGAGAAUGCGAUCUUCUUGUGAAACACACAAUUUCGUAAUAUCAUUCAUAUUCUUUUGCUUUCUCAAGACACAAAGUAUAUUUAUGUUUCACAUCAAAACCUAAUGAUAAAGAAAUCGCUUAUCCAUCUUGUUUUAAUUUGCUAUUUUAACAGAAAUUUUUGCAGUGUGUAUGAGGAAAAAUUUAUUAAAAACUAAGCCAGAUUAUAUUAUAUAAUCUUAAUAUACGAAAGACAAAGUAAUCUUCAAUUUAAUUGGUUUUUAAUAAAUUUCUGGCAUAAAUACUUAUACUAUUCAGCAGUAUCAAUUAGAGUAUUGUAAAGUUAUGAAUUUUUAAUAAAAUUAUUUUGAAUAAUUUUCUAUCUAAAAGCUCAG